Molecule: messenger RNA, 5019 nt
Organism: Neocloeon triangulifer
Lineage: Eukaryota; Metazoa; Arthropoda; Insecta; Ephemeroptera; Baetidae
Gene: Tmtc2
Product: protein O-mannosyl-transferase TMTC2
Exons: 13
Coding region: 621-3131 (836 amino acids)
Biological process (GO): protein O-linked glycosylation via mannose
Cellular component (GO): endoplasmic reticulum membrane
Molecular function (GO): protein binding; mannosyltransferase activity
Source: RefSeq, a predicted model, not a curated record
UGUUGACUUUGGUCUUAUUCGUGUGAUAUUUAAGAAUAUUUCCAAAUUUGCUCAUUGCGACGUCGAUUUUCUGGGUCUGGACUAUUCUAUGAGAUUUUUGGAUGCUCGAAAGUUAAGGCUUUCGGGCGGAAAUAGUCCCAAACCGACCAAAAUCUCACAAGAUUGAGAAUUGAAACCUGAAUGGAUUGGGCGGCGGAAACCAAUUUUCACAACCGGCAUGGCACUCCAUUCUCGAUUUUGAUCGUUCGUCAUACAAUUGUGAAUCGCGUCGGACGGAUCCUCCCCGAGAAUCACGUGGGCCCCGCGUGAUUGGCAGGUGCGAGCGGCCGUGUCGGAGGUCGCGGGGUCUCUGGGUCUGUGGGUGGCCCUUGCGUGUUGCCGCGGCGGCCGCGAGGGAUCCCGCCCUCCGCGGCAUGCGCCGCUGGAGGCUCGCAGGGGCGCAUGACUCGGCGGCCGACGACGGUGGUGUCGCGGGCGCUGCGCUCACUCGCGCUUCGGCUGCUGCGAUCGAUCGAGUCAGUUGGACUGCGAGGCCCGCCGACGAAGCCUCAGACAGAGACGCGCGGCACCGCUCCUCGACACGUGUGCAGUUAUUAUGACCUUUGGCCCCUGACGCAGCCAUGGACGCGCUCACGCUCACCAGCUGCGCCCUCGCCUUCGCCCUCUACUACAACACGCUCGACGCCGGCUUCGUCUACGAUGACAGUCGUGCCAUCCUGACAAAUCAGGACGUGCUGCCGUCGACGCCGCUGCUGCGAGUGUGGCAGGACGACUUCUGGGGCACGCCACUGGGCCACAGCGGAUCGCACAAGUCGUACCGGCCGCUGACGGUGCUCACCUUCCGGUUCAACUACCUGCUGCACGGCUUCCGGCCGCAGGGCUACCACCUGUUCAACGUGCUGCUGCACUGCCUGGCGACGGCGCUGGUCGUCCGCGUCGGCCGCCUCCUGUUCGGCCCGCGCCGCCCGGUGGCCGUGGCCGUGGCGGCGGCCACCUUCGCCGCCCACCCGGUGCACACGGAGGCCGUGGCCGGCGUGGUCGGCCGCGCAGACAUGGCCGCCUGCGUCUUCUUCCUCCUCUCCCUGCUCAGCUACGCGGCCCACGUGCGCCUGCGCGAGCGCCUCGAGACUUCGAACCACCCCCUGCUGGCCGCCCGAAAGUGGACCCUUUUGGUGGCCGCCCUGCUUCUGGCCGCCUGCGCUGGCCUGGCCAAGGAGCACGGCCUCACUGUCCUUGUUGUGUGCGCCCUGUACGAUCUGACGAGGCACCUCAGCCGCUACCCUGACUUCAACCUGGCCCACCUUUUCACUAAGAGAGCGAAUCGCGGUCUGUCGGAAAGUCUGCUCGUCCUGGCAGCAAGUCUCGGACUCCUCCUGCAGGCCAGGUUGUACCUGAUGGGCGGCCAGGUGCCCGAGUUCGCGUCGUGCGACAACCCUGCCGCCAGGUCCAAGUCCCUCACCACCAGGUUUCUCACCUUCGCCUACCUGCCUGCGUUCAACUUGCUCCUCAUGGUGUUCCCCAAGUGGCUCAGUUUUGACUGGUCAAUGGAGGCCAUCCCUAGGGUCAAGUCAGUGUCAGACCCACGCAACCUGCUGUCCGUGCUGUUGUACUACGCCCUCUUCCGAGCCGGCUGCCGCCUCCUGACGCUCCUCCGCCGCCCCCAGCGUCCCUGCCGCCCCCCAAAACUGCCCAAACGCUGCACCGUGUGCCACUUCUCGUCGGCCUCGGGCGGCCACAACAACAACCACCCCUCACCUAAGUUGGCCGCAAAAAUCCUGACGCCCCCGCGCGCCCCCAAGGGGGCGGAGGCCGCCCUGGUGGGACUCGGCGUCCUCUGCGUGCCCUUCGUGCCCGCCUCAAACCUUUUUUUCUACGUCGGCUUCGUGGUGGCCGAACGCGUUUUGUACAUUCCCUCGGUGGGCUACUGCCUCCUUUUGGGGCAGGGCGCCGGCGAGCUGUGGAGGCGGGCCGCCCCCACGCAGCGGAGGGCGCUGUUCGUGGCCGCCCUGGUGCUGCUGGCCGCCUUCUCCGUCAGAACGGUGCAACGAAACAAAGACUGGAGCUGCGAGGAGAAUUUGUACCGCUCGGGCAUCCCCAUCAACCCUCCUAAAUCGUACGGAAAUCUGGGAAACGUGCUGAGCUCCCAAGGAAGGCUGGUUGAGGCUGAGUGGGCCUACCGGAAGGCGCUCAGCCACAGGAGCAACAUGGCCGACGUGCACUACAACCUGGGCAUUUUGCUGCAGGGAAGAGGCCUCAACGAGCAGGCCAUCGAGAGCUACCAGAGGGCCAUUCACUUCAGACCUAGAUUGGCAGUGGCACACCUGAACUUGGGUCAUGCCUUGGAGCAGGUGGGUCGCAGCGAGGAAGCCGUCGAUGUGUACAGGGCGUGCGCCAGUCUAGACGGCACGGGUCUCAAGGAUCCAAAAACACACGAAGCGACCAAGAUCUCGGCCCUUUUCCACCUGGGCCGCCUGCACGCCGACCAGGGUCGUUUCAACCAGGCGGCCACCAUCUACAGGGAGGCCAUUGACAAGAUGCCCGACUACUAUCAAGCGCAGUCUUUGUACAACAUGCUGGGUGAGGCCCACUACCGACUGAACGAGUUCGCCGAGGCCGAGAGGUGGUACAAAGCAGCCCUGCAGGCCAAACCGGACCACGUCCCGGCGCACCUCACCUACGGCAAGAUGCUGGCGAAAAACAAGACGAGGCUGCUCGAAGCCGAGCAGUGGUUCAUGAGGGCCAAGCAGCUGGCGCCAAACGACUCCAGCGUCUACCAGCACUUCGGCCAGUUUCUGUCCGAGCUCGAGCGGCACGAGGAGGCGGCCCAGAAUUACGUGCGGGCGGCCGAGCUCGCCCCCGACGACUACGAAAUCGUCUUCAACGCCGCCAAUGCCUUACGACAAUCGGGACAGCUCGCCGAAGCCGAACGAUUCUACAGACACGCAGUCACCCUCAGGCCAAAGGACGCGAGCAGCCACAUGAACUUGGGCGCCAUGCUGCACCUGAACGGCAAGUACGCGCAGGCCGAGGCCGCCUACCUCGAGGCCCUGCGACUCAAACCGGACGACGACACCACGCUGACCAACCUGCAGAAGCUGUACGGCCUCCUGUCCAGGCUCAAGCACGCGUAGUGAAAGCAGUGAAAACGAGAACCAAACACACAUCAGUGAAAUUCGUUGUAGGAAAGAAUGCUGUGAGAUUUUUAUAGUCUGAUUAUAAAUUUUUUCCUAUUUUCUGUUCAAAGGGGUGAGACAUUUCCAUUCAAAUGUGAAAAAUACCAAAAAUUGAGAGCUGAAUUACAUGAAUUUAAGUGGAUAUGAACCUAAUUCUUAUAUUAUAUUUUUAACAGAGGUUAAUCAAAUGGAGGGUUUUUUAUUCAAAUCAGUUGGACUAAAAUUGAGCGUGAAUUCCCCCUGUUAAGUUUGUAAUAUAAAAUGGUGACCUGUAAAUGAAAUUUAAAUCAAACUCAGAUAUUUUGCAUGGACAUAGAGGUUUUUGGUAGCAAAUCCUAUAAUUCAUUAAUUCUAUAUUUUUCCAAAAAAUAAUAUACAUUUUAAAAAUUUAAACCUAAGUUAAGACUGCAUUUAAUUAAAGGAAUUAAUAUUUCUAAAGCUAAUUUUGAGGCUCUUCUUUUCAAUUAACUUACUUUGAAAUAAUUUUCUUAUUUUAAGAUGAUUAUUAACAAAUUUUAAUAAUUUUUGAAAUAAUUAUUCAAAUAUAAAAAAAUUGUUUAAUUUUCAAAACUUCACACUUGUGAAGAUUGAUCUCUUAUUUUAGGACCUAUCCAUCGAUCUCUUUGAAAAUAAACUGAAAAACCAUUUCCUUUGAAAAUAAAUCACUGACUAAAAUUUAGCCAAUGAAAGAAAUAAUUUUUUUUUAAUCUGAAAAUUUCCACCAUUUUCACUAUUCUUUUAAAAUGUUCUGAUUACCACCAAUACCAUGAAAGAAAUUCAUAUCCACUUAAAAUUGUAAAAUGCUUGAAUCUGGGUGUUUAUUUUAAAUAUAUGCACAAAAAUUUUUCUGAAAAAAAAAAUCCAUAAUCAAUUAAAACUGAUCUUCUUCUGAGCAUGUGUCUUUUUGCAAUUUGCAAGGCAGAAUGCAAAUGACGCAGAAAAUUGGAAUCACCAUAUAGUCUCAUUUGAUAUUCCUCGUGCGACUGCCACCCCGAUAUAUAUUUAUAUUUCAAACACAGAUUGUUUUCCUGCUGUUUGGGUUGUGAUACGUUUGUGUAUUAUACACAGUAUUUUUGUUUGUUUGUCGAGUCGGCAGAAAUGAGGUUGUUUUGUGACUGUGACGGAGAGAAAAAAAGCAGUGAGAGAGCGACGUCUGUUCCCUGUGUAUCCAAACAGGCCCAUAAAUUAUUCCGCGCAUCAGUUGUAUAACCCGAAGUUUGUGCCACCGCCGGCGUUCGGUUGGUUUUGUUUCAGAUUUCAAUGCGUAGAGAGAAGAGAAAAAGCGGAAAAAAUCGACGCGUUCCGGGAAAGGGAAAAUUAAUUUGAUUUAUUGUGCAAUCCCGGCUUACGAUUUUUAUUCCACUUCUAGGAAAUGAAUUCAAUCGACUGCCGGUUGGUCCGAAAGAAUGUCAUCAUAAUAAACACUAUUUUCCAUAAAAUAGCUUUCCGAGCAAAGCAGCAUGAGUCGGUGUCAAUAUCAGGUGUAGCUUCUGGCAAAUUGAUUGUUGGUGUGAACGACGCCUUACACUACAAAUAUAUUAUAUUAAACACGCAAUUGUAAAACGUGAGCGAUUAACGAAAAGAGGACCACAGAGAAUUAUAAUAACAAUUACAAUAUUAUAUACUACAGGUGUAAGGAAGAACUUAAGAAAUGUCACAAAUUUAUUUUCAAGCUUGUUUCCACCUGUUUUAUAAUUUGAAAAGAAGAAUCACCGCUCAACUUGAUUAGAUUGCUUUGAUUUUGAGGUUAUUGUGUAUCAACUAAAAUAUAUAAAUUGUAUCUGCUUUAUGCCAAAGAUGAUGAAAAUAAUCGACGAUUAUUGUAUAAUAAAAGUUAUUUUAUCUC